Molecule: messenger RNA, 1635 nt
Organism: Dendrobium catenatum
Lineage: Eukaryota; Viridiplantae; Streptophyta; Magnoliopsida; Asparagales; Orchidaceae
Product: magnesium-chelatase subunit ChlI, chloroplastic
Exons: 3
Coding region: 192-1463 (423 amino acids)
Biological process (GO): chlorophyll biosynthetic process
Cellular component (GO): chloroplast stroma
Molecular function (GO): magnesium chelatase activity; ATP binding; ATP hydrolysis activity
Source: RefSeq, a predicted model, not a curated record
UACAGUUCGACCUACUCAGUCGCAGGAGCGCACCCUAUCCUCUUAUCCCGGUUUCGCAAUCAUCUGCUCCUCUCCUAUCCCAGAGCUCGCGCUUCCAUCCUUCUCCGAAACUUGGAACUGGAGCUGGAUAGCUUUAGUAGUAGGUACUCGAACCAGAAAGUAAAAGCUACAGCACGACUCCCGCUUUCACCAUGGUCGGGCCCUUAGCGGCCUCCUCCUCUACCACCCUCCUCCUACCUUAUAGAGCACCAACGCUUCUCUACCCAGUACCUUCUUUUCCAUCAUCUCUUCCCGCUCAAAUUCCAUGGAGGAGGAUAUCCGAGAUUGGAGCAAGCAGUGGUUCAAGAAGGGGAUUCCGCCGGCUCCAGGUUUCUAAUGUCGCCGUCCCUGAAGUGAGCUCGACUACAGAGGUUAGAAGAAUAGCUGCCAAGGAAGUCCAACGUCCGGUUUACCCCUUCGCUGCAAUUGUUGGCCAGGAAGAGAUGAAGCUAUGCCUCCUACUUAAUGUCAUCGACCCAAAGAUUGGUGGCGUCAUGAUAAUGGGAGACCGAGGCACCGGGAAGUCAACAACAGUUCGUUCACUGGUAGACUUGCUGCCAGAGAUUAAGGUGGUCAUUGGCGACCCGUUCAACUCUGAUCCUGAUGACCCAGAAUCUAUGGGGAUGGAGGUUAGGGAGCGUGUCAUCCAGGGAGAGGAGAUUCCUGCUACAACCAUCAAGAUUACCAUGGUUGAUCUCCCACUUGGAGCCACUGAGGACCGAGUUUGUGGAACCAUUGACAUCGAGAAGGCCCUCACCGAGGGUGUGAAGGCCUUUGAACCUGGACUCUUGGCCAAAGCCAAUAGAGGCAUUCUAUACGUUGAUGAGGUCAAUCUUUUAGAUGAUCACUUGGUAGAUGUUCUCUUGGACUCUGCUGCGUCUGGCUGGAACACAGUGGAGAGAGAAGGGAUAUCCAUUUCUCAUCCUGCUCGCUUCAUUCUCAUCGGUUCUGGAAACCCUGAAGAAGGAGAGCUAAGGCCACAGCUUCUUGAUAGGUUUGGAAUGCAUGCUCAGGUUGGCACAGUGAGGGAUGCAGAGCUAAGGGUGAAGAUUGUGGAGGAGAGGGCUAGGUUUGAUAUGGACCCGAAAGGAUUCAGGGAAUCCUAUAGGACAGAGCAGGAGAAGCUCCAGCAGCAGAUUACAUCAGCUAGGAGUAACCUGUCUUCAGUUCAGAUUGAUCAUGAUCUCCGAGUGAAGAUAUCUAAGGUGUGUGCAGAGCUAAAUGUGGAUGGUCUCAGAGGAGAUAUUGUGACAAAUAGGGCUGCUAAAGCAUUGGCAGCCUUGAAGGGGAGAGACAGAGUGACACCAGAUGAUGUGGCUACUGUAAUACCUAAUUGCUUGAGGCACCGGCUUCGGAAGGACCCUUUGGAAUCUAUUGACUCUGGGUUGCUUGUCAUAGAAAAGUUUUAUGAGGUGUUCAAUUAAGCCAUCUCUGAGAGGUAAAACUGUAAUUCUUUAAGUACGAAUCUCGGCUGAAGCCUUUUUUCUCAGAUGAUACUUUGUUUUUGACGUUGUUUUUGUCUCAGUUUUUAGUUCUAUCUUGUUUUAGUUUACCUUUUAGAAGAUUGGUAUGAUAUGUAGGAGAGCUUUUUCCUUA